Messenger RNA from Naegleria gruberi, 1359 nucleotides. RefSeq lists its product as uncharacterized. Gene Ontology annotation, molecular function: 2-(3-amino-3-carboxypropyl)histidine synthase activity. The record is from RefSeq and is a predicted model, not a curated record. Gene Ontology annotation, biological process: protein histidyl modification to diphthamide. Bases 1 to 1359 code for a protein of 452 amino acids. NCBI's taxonomy places the organism in Eukaryota, Heterolobosea, Eutetramitea, Acrasida, Naegleriidae. The transcript has a single exon.
AUGGAAAAUCAAGAAACAAGUCUUGUUGCCGUUUCUUCUUCAUCAUCGGAAGAUAGUAAUAACAAUAACAACAAUAUUGGACAAACUCCUGAACAACAACAACAAUCAAAUCCAUAUGCAGGAGUUAAUCUUUCAUCUAGUAUUAAAUUACAACAAAGUGUUCCUGCUUCAAUUUUAGAAAACGAAGAAUUGAAUAGACUCAUCAAGGAAACACUUCCAACAAAUUAUAAUUUUGAAAUUCAUAAAACUAUUCAUAGAAUUCAACAAAUUAAACCAAAGAGAGUUGCUUUGCAAUUUCCUGAAGGAUUGCUCUUGUUUAGUUGUGUGAUUAGUGAUAUUAUUGAAAGAUUUUGUCCAGAAACAAGUACAGUAAUUAUGGGAGAUGUCACAUACGGAGCAUGCUGUAUAGAUGAUCUUACUGCUAGAGCUUUGGGUGCUGAUUUCAUGGUGCAUUAUGCUCACAGUUGUCUUGUUCCUGUCAGUGAUUGUUGCAUUAAGAAUAUUCUAUACGUUUUUGUGGAUAUUCAAAUUGAUAUUAAUUAUUUUGUUCAAUCAAUGAUUAACAACUUUCCAAAAGAAACCAAAAUGGCUAUGGUUGCAACUAUUCAAUUUGUUUCAAGUUUAAGAACUGCCAAGGCAGAAUUGGACAAACAUUUCACAACUCCUGUAUUUAUUCCUCAAGUUAAACCAUUGUCACCUGGUGAAGUUCUGGGUUGCACAAGUCCAAAAGAUUUAGCUAAAAAUCAUCAAAUUGAAACUAUGGUUUAUUUGGGAGAUGGUAGAUUCCAUUUGGAAAGUGUCAUGAUUCAAAAUCCAGAAUUGAAAUAUUACAAAUAUGAUCCAUAUGGAAAGAAAUUCACAGAGGAACACUAUGAUCAUCCACAAUUAUUUUCCAUCAGACAAGAUGCCAUUGAAAAGGCAAAGAAAGCCAAAAAGUUUGGUGUAAUUCUAGGAACUUUGGGUAGACAAGGUUCUCCAAAAAUUCUUGAAACUAUUGAACGAUUACUGAACGAAAAGAAUAUUCCAUAUGUUUCUCUCCUUUUGAGUGAAAUUUUCCCAAGCAAACUUCAACUAUUCCACGAUGUUGAGUGUUGGAUUCAAAUUGCUUGUCCUCGUCUCUCAAUCGAUUGGGGUCACUUCUUUGAUAAACCAUUACUGACUGCCUAUGAAGCUGAGGUAGCUUUAACAGCCACUGAAUGGAGACCAAUCUAUCCAAUGGACUUUUACUCAAUUGAAGGAGGUGACUGGACAGUAAAACAUUACGAGAAAUUGAGAAUGGAACAACAAAAAGCUCAAAUGAAUUCAUCCGAUUCUAAGAAUAAAUUAAGGGAAAGAAUGAAGGCUAAUAAGAAGCAAUAA